AUGAAAACAGUGUGUGUGUGGGACGUGUCUCUGUCUGAUGGACUUUACAGAAUCCAGUUUGAACACGGAACAACCACCGGGAAACGAGUCGUCAACGGAGAAGAGGUCCUGCGCAGACCCUGGAUGUUGAAGUUGGUUGGUUCCGAGCGGUUUUCCUUCGGCGUUCCUCGGAUCAGAGCUGAGAUCCGGAUCACGGCGGUGGGCGGAGUCUCGUACGAAUACUCGCUCCACGUCAACGGACUCACGCUGCAGAAGUUCAACCAGAACCGAACCAGGACUACACAGACCUGGGACCUGAGUCUGGACCAGGACCACUACAGGAUCGUACUGGAGAAAAACACGAUGGACGUUUGGUGCAACGGAAACAAGAUGGACGCCGAGAGUGAGUUUGUGUCGGACGGUGCACAGACUCGGUUCUUGGUUGGAGAACGUGAGUUUUGCCUCAGAGCAGAACAGGGGAAGAAGAGAGUCACACACUGCCUCCUGCUGGACGGACAAACAACAACAACAACAACAACAACAACAACAACAACCUUUAAAACACCUUUAAAUCACAUGAAUAAAUAAUCGUUCAUUAUUACAGCCGA
This is a messenger RNA of Boleophthalmus pectinirostris (great blue-spotted mudskipper), 587 nucleotides long. RefSeq names its product fas apoptotic inhibitory molecule 1-like. The record is from RefSeq and is a predicted model, not a curated record. Gene Ontology annotation, biological process: canonical NF-kappaB signal transduction; negative regulation of extrinsic apoptotic signaling pathway via death domain receptors; positive regulation of neurogenesis. The coding region runs from base 1 to 567 and encodes 188 amino acids. The transcript is spliced from 5 exons. NCBI's taxonomy places the organism in Eukaryota, Metazoa, Chordata, Actinopteri, Gobiiformes, Gobiidae.